UACAGAAAUAGAUGCGCUUUAUAUAUCACAUAGGUAGACCGCAUAUGUUUCUUAGGGACUGCGCUGCAUUGGGUAUCAGAUUAAGUCUAAAACUUCUAUGAAAGCCGUUAAUCUACCCGCCGGCGUUGACAAGGAUAGUCGGUUAAUGCACAGCUCGUCGGUCCGUUUCCUGGGAGAAUCGCUAACAGUGGGAUGAGCCUGCUGCUAUCGCUGAGACAUAACGACAAUCCAAAUAAGUCCCGAACCCUUAGUGGACUGCAAAGAGAUUGUCCUGACACCCGGCUCUAAAAUGAUUCGUUCACGCCUGGCUGGAUUUAAGGCCUGUUAAUGGUUAUAAGUAGUUGCUUUUGCUUUUUGUGGAUUCCGCUAUAACGCUUCGUGCUCCCAAGCUAAACACCAGGUAAGCGGUGAGCUAGCGCGCUACUGCUCGCCGGUUCUCCGUUAAUCAGCGCUGUUGGCGAUCCCGAACAGUACUUUCAGCUGGCCUACAGACUAUCGUACUGUAGAUGAGGUAAUACUGUUCAGGGCUGAGUCGGUCCGCCUGCCUGCUCGUUACCAAACCGAACUGCUUUAGUUAACUCUAGCUAUAAAUACACACCUUUGUUUCCCUCCCAUCCAAAUGCGGCUCAGCUACUGACAGGGUGUCUUCCUCACUCGCCUCUUGGCAGCUGUACCUCCUGCGUUUUUCCUGCUCGGGAUUUACUGAACUCUGUCGGCACGCUGUCGAACUCUGAGACAAGCUGCGGGUCAAUCCGUUUAGGCCAACGUGAAAGAUCAACACGUCCCGGUUAAGCCUGUAGGAUAUCGCUAAACAGUCCCAAAUUUAAUGGAAAGUCAUCGUUGCUUUUCAAGAAAAAGGUACAGAGUCGAACCUCCAAGGCCGGUAACACAGACACGUUAAUUAGACUAAACCGAGUGAGAAGAUUCAGCAUGAACACCAUGUCGGAAGACAACAAUGCAGACAAGUUUAUUAAGGAAAGCUCCAUCCUGGAAGAGUACAGUAUAAACUGGACACAGAAGCUCGGUGCUGGAAUCAGUGGACCUGUAAGGGUUUGUGUGAAAAAGUCAACACAGGAACGGUUAGCCCUGAAGAUCCUGAUUGACAGACCUAAAGCACGAAAUGAGGUAAGACUUCAUAUGAUGUGUGCCUCACACCCUAACAUUGUACGAAUCUUGGAGGUUUAUGCCAACAGUGUGCAGUUUCCCCAUGAAUCCAGUCCACGAGCAAGAUUAUUAAUUGUUAUGGAGAUGAUGGAAGGAGGAGAGCUGUUCCACAGAAUCAGCCAGCACAGGCACUUUACAGAGAAGAUGGCCAGCCAAGUCACUAAACAGAUUGCCCAGGCUUUGGAACAUUGUCACUCACUUAACAUUGCACAUCGAGACCUAAAGCCAGAAAACCUGCUGUUUAAGGAUAAUUCUUUGGAUGCUCCUGUAAAGUUGUGCGAUUUUGGUUUUGCCAAAAUUGAUCAAGGUGAUCUGAUGACCCCACAAUUCACUCCUUACUAUGUAGCACCUCAGGUAUUGGAGGCACAAAGACGUCAUCAGAAAGAAAAGUCUGGAAUAAUACCUACCUCACCCACCCCGUACACAUAUAACAAGAGCUGUGACUUGUGGUCCUUGGGCGUUAUUAUCUACGUGAUGCUUUGCGGUUAUCCUCCAUUUUAUUCUAAGCACCACAGCCGCACCAUCCCUAAAGACAUGCGCAAGAAGAUCAUGACAGGAAGCUUUGACUUUCCUGAAGAUGAGUGGAGCCAGAUAUCCGAAAUGGCAAAGGACAUUGUCCGAAAGCUGCUGAAGGUAAAGCCUGAAGAAAGGCUAACCAUCGAGGGGGUCUUGGCUCACCCCUGGCUUAAUUGCACAGAGGCCUUGGACAAUGUGCUUCCUUCUGCUCAGAUGAUGAUGGACAAGGCAGUUGUCGCUGGGAUCCAGCAAGCCCAUGCAGAACAACUGGCCAACAUGAGAAUACAAGACCUUAACGUCAGCCUCAAGCCUCUCAGCUCUGUGAACAACCCCAUUCUGAGGAAGAGAAAGCUGCUAGGUACAAAGCCUAAUGAUGGCUUCUUCAUUAAUGACCCUGAAAAUGGAGCAGAAGACUCUAAUGUGGCUCUGGAAAAACUGCGGGAUGUGAUUGCACAGUGCAUCCUACCACAAGCUGGAGAAAAUGAGGACGAGAAGCUGAAUGAGGUGAUGUAUGAAGCGUGGCGUUUCAACAGAGACUGCAAGCUGCUCCGUGAUGGCCUGCAGGGACUGAGCUGGGAUGGUAGGGCUUUCUCUGAUAAAGUGGAUCGCUUGAAAUUGGCAGAGAUUGUGAAACAGGCUAUCGAAGAAAAGACAAACUUGGAAGACUCCCAAUAGAAAGUGGUGCAUUUCUAUUUUCUUUUGUACUGUUUAUUAUAAUUGUUCUUAAGCAAAUAACUGUAAAGUGUAAUUUUAUGUAAAUUGAAGCGCAUAUUUUCUCCCUUCUAUUGAUACGCUAGUAAGCCUGAUGUACAGCUGUAGAUAAUGGCAAGUUGUUGGUAUGAUUACUUUUUUCUACAGACAACAUUGAUGAAACAUUUCAAAAAGAUUAUUUUUGUUUUUGCAAGAAAAAAGUACCAACUGAGGCUGUAUGUAGACCUUUGUAAUUCAUUUCAGAGAUUUAUUUUUAUUUUUGUUUUAACAACGCUCCCAGUUCUAUUUAUAAGAAAAAGAAUGAUGUUUUACCACAAAGCUUAAAAAAGGCAAAUGAACAUAUGGAGGCUUCUUCAAAAUGCUUGAGGUGGGGGUCUGAACAGAAGUUUAAGAUGCAAUUAGAUAUAAUUUCAUAUGCUUUUCAUAUAAUUUCAUUUUAUGCCAUAUCAUAAAAUUCCACAAAUGUGAAAUAUAUCAUCAAAUAAUAAUCAUUCAUAUUCUGGUCCCUGAGAAGGUAUAGCAGUUAUUUAAAUUAGGAUACAAAAAAUAUUCAUGUCCUGUACAUCCUAAAAUCUUUUACCAAGUUAUGCCAUGCUGGCAUCAUUCUUUAUUCAUAUCAACUCAUUUUUGCUCAACUCCAGUAAUUACUCCUUUUAGUACAGCUCAUAAAAGGCUGUUCGGUGAAUUGUGACUUCAUAUUGCAGCUUUCCUCAGCUGGGCCUGUGAAAAGCAAAUAAAUGCUGUAUCUAUUUUGAUCUCUUAGCUGGACGUACAUUUGAAAUGCAUUACAUAAGCCGAUUUUCUAAUUUUUCUACAGCAUCAGGGACAUAAAUCUUAAUUGGUCGAAUGUUUGGCAAAAUCAAGCAUCUUAUCAUAACCUGAACUGUGUAACAUGUGACCUGUAUACUUAUAAUGUGUAUAACAUUUGUGUAGAGUCUUAAUAAUUUUACAGAAUUUUACAGAACUUUCUACAUUGACAGUGGCCUGUAUAACUGAUAAGAUUCAGUGAAAAGUUACUAAAAUAAUUCAAUGCAUCUGCUUUUAGUGUAUUUAUAUGAAAGCCAAAUCAUAUCAUUAAGAUUUUACUUUUUAAAGUUUAUCUGAACAUGCUUAAAUACAACUUUAAAAAGUAUGCAAAGAAAUAACUCAAGCAUUGUAUUAAUCAUCAGACACUGAUGCUUUGAGAAAGCAGUUUGAGUUGUUAUUAUCUAGGUAAUAUCACCUAAAUAUAUUGCAAGAAUUUAACGAGUAACCAGUCCCCAAAUAAUACUAAAGAUAAGAUUCAGCACUCUCUCGUCUUCACAGAUUUACAGAUUUUAUUUUUCUCUAUAAUUAACCUUCAUGUCAUAGAAUAUAUGUUAAGUCCUAACUUCAUUUUUAAAUACAUGCCUUCCUCCAGCUAUGAGCCACAAACCCAGUACAGUCUACCUUAACACUUUACAGUGCUAUUUAAUUUACAGUGUUCCUUAAAUUACAUUAAACAGUUCUGUAGAAUCAAAAUCUGUUGAGCUGAACCCAAAGACAUCACAUGCCAUGUGUAUCUGCUGAUUGCUCACUCAGAUAUGUAGCAAUGCACCUGGGAAGACUUACUAAAGAGGAGUUGAGUGAUCUGUAUGUAGAACAAAACUGCUGAGCCAUAAGUCAGGUGGCCUUACACCCAGCCCUUGCAACCACAACAAAGCAAAUCACAGAGCUAGAGGCCUUUUUUUUUUUUAAAGCAACUGCUAUGUUAAUAUGGCAAUAUUAUAUUCUCUCUGAAUUAGACCGAAAGGCCUUGUGUCUGUACUAGGUUUGCUACUACUAACAGGACCCUUGUGUUUCUAGUGCUUCCAGUUUUUAUUGUAUUAUAAUUCAUUUGAAUUCUUAUCUUUACCAUGUGGCACAUGAGCACUUAUUGUCAUUUCAUGAUGGAACAUGUAGAGCUGUACCUCAGACAGUAUUUUUUGUGAGGGGGUGAGGUUGUUCUGAACAUACUGAAAUAUUUGGAUUAAAGGAAUUACUUGGUAAAA
Tachysurus vachellii is the source of this 4400-nucleotide messenger RNA. It is a transcript of the gene mapkapk5, whose product is annotated as MAPK activated protein kinase 5. The coding region runs from base 931 to 2355 and encodes 474 amino acids. Gene Ontology annotation, cellular component: nucleus; cytoplasm. Lineage: Eukaryota; Metazoa; Chordata; Actinopteri; Siluriformes; Bagridae. The transcript has 14 exons. Gene Ontology annotation, molecular function: mitogen-activated protein kinase binding; calcium/calmodulin-dependent protein kinase activity; calcium-dependent protein serine/threonine kinase activity. The record is from RefSeq and is a predicted model, not a curated record. Gene Ontology annotation, biological process: peptidyl-serine phosphorylation; protein autophosphorylation; negative regulation of TOR signaling.